AUGGCAUCUCCUCCCCCUCCGGCGCCACAGCCAGCACCUGCGACUAAUGGCACCCCCGAAGUCCAACUCGACGUAGCCAAACUACACGCCUUGCCCACCGAGCAGCAAGACCUAUACCUCCUCACUUUCGUGUCGGAACUGCAAAAACAUGUCGAACAACUGUCGACCGAUGCCCUGCCCGUACACCAGGCCUCGAUCAAGAAAGAGAUCAUCAAGAUCGUGGGACUCGGUGCACCGGUCCCCUCGCGCGUGGUCAGAAAUACGCUGGGAAGCAUAUUGGCAGACUUGUUUGGACGUGGCACUCGAAGUCUGCUAUAUGAGACCAUCAAUGAGCUAGUGGCCAUGCUCAACACCGGGAAGCCGGACAAAGAUCAAAGUUCCAAGCACGCUGCGGUGGUCUGCCUGGGCGAGACGUUCCGUGCUGCUGGUGACAGUGCCAUCAGUCUUUCGGGACUUGUGGUGGCAACGCUCCUCAAACUACUCAAGACUUCGCACACGGGAUUGAGAGGUCGAGUCUUCAGGGCUAUCAGUGGUGUCGUCAAAGGAAUCACCACCAGCCUGGACGAGCACGUGGCCAGGGAUAUCUGGAAGCAAGCCCGAAAUGCCGCUGCAAGUGAGAAGUCCUCGUUCGUCCAAAGAUGCGCCUGUGUUUGCCUCAGAGAUCUUCUAGGGGAGACCGCCUAUUUCAACAAUUCAAGCGACUUUGACCACCUCAAGACGGCUAUCUGGAAGGCUUCAGAUAGCGCUGUGCCUUCUGUCAGGCACGCUGCCGCGUUUGCAUUGGCAGAGGCCCUCCGACAAGCAUACUCAGAUGGCAAGGGCACCGAUGUACCUGUGAUCCGGAAACCAAAGAAGUCCAAAAAGCCUGGUGCGGACUUGGACGAAGAGCUACCAAAUGAGCGGCCCGGCUCACCGAAUCCCAAUUCCGCCAAGUCGGUGGUCCGUCUCUCAUUCUCCCUAAAUGAAAUGCUCCGGGUGCUUUCGACCCAGUACUGCAAAGCAGCCACAACAAAUCGAGCACGAGCGUGCAUUGCCAUGUGCUACAAAUAUCUCCUCCGAAUGUUACCGCGCAAGCUUCUGGAGGAAAACUAUGGUUCGUUGGCCGUUCGCAUGUAUGCCGACCUUCUCAACCAUCCGACGAUUCACUUCAACCGAUAUCGCAUGCUGCUGACCAGAAAACUGGUACAGGGUAUUCUGUCAAGUGUCACCAGCCUCCUCACCGAGAAUGCCCAGAUCAAUGCUGCAAGGUUCAUCAUCAACGAGGUUCUCAAGAAUUACCCCCAGGUCAUGCCGGAACGGAGAGAACCUUCAAAACGGAUCAUCGCCGGCGCUUUGACCACGUUGACAGAUUUACUUGAACGUCUUGGCCCUGCCGCGAGCAUAUUUCAAGACUCUUGUCGAGAAGCACUCUUCCAAGUGGUGCAACAUCCCAGUUACACGGUUCAAAGCCACGUCAGCCAUUGCUUCCGAGCUUUUGUUCUGGGAUGUCCAAGUCAGCUUUUCCGUAGCAUUGAACAUGCUUUGGGCGAGGUACAGAAGGAAUUCCAAGCCUCUGACGGCAAGCCACCGCAUAGGAAAUCACUGGGCUACGCGAUGAGCAUUGCGGUGAUGACGAGCUCCGCCCGACAACGGCCGCUAUACGGCUCCACGCGCAUUUAUUCCAGCAUAUUUACAUUCGCCACAGAUCUGUUGAAGUCCAGUGCCGCAGCCGAAUUGCGGACAUCGGCCAACCAAGUCCAGGUGGCCUGGACGCUGAUCGGUGGCUUGAUGAGCUUGGGACCUAGUUUCGUCAAAGUCCAUCAGAACCAGCUCAUGCUUUUGUGGAGAAAUGCACUGCCGCCACCCCUCACCCAUGAGAAUGCCGCGAAAAGGGGCCACUUGGAGUUGAGCUUCCUCUCGCACGUUCGCGAGUGCGCAUUGAGUGCCCUAUUGAUGUUUCUUACCUCCUGUAGCAGUCUAGUCACGACCGACGGCUCCAAGCGUAUAUCGACCAUGUUACAAAACACCAUCCAAUUCUUGGAGAGUUUGCCGGCCACCCGAGAAGCAGAGGACUUGUCACACCGCCUGGUCCCCGCCCUACAGUUGCAGGAUUUCGCCAUCAUACUGCGACGGCGUGUUCUUCAAUCUUUUACCGCUCUGAUCGGUUUGAAACACCUCGACCAAUCCGAGGUGGUGUCCCAGUCCGACCUCAUCGGUCUGACGAUGCGGACUUUUACAGAUCCUGAGCGACCGGUGUUAAAGUCCCUCGAAACUUCACUUGCAAGCGCAGCGAGUAAUUUCGAGGGACUGUAUUCGACCGGUGACAAUUGGAGCUUCGGAGUCAGCAGCCUGGUGGAGAAUGUUGAUACAUAUCUUCAUCUACAAAGCCGAGCGCAAACAGAGGUCGUGAGAUCAACUGAGCAAGAGGUUGACUUCCCGGACAAGAUCGUGAGUGCUUCGGGUUUGCCGGCGAUCGAACAUGAUCCCGUCUUGCUGUGCCGUCACGACGCUGCAGUGGACGACGCAGAGAUCAGCUCCCCUGCGACAUCGUGUGUUAAUCUUGCCAUCCGGUUGUUCGCUAUAUCGUUCCCACUCCAGUCUCCUCGAAUCCAAGAGAGCACAGUCGAACAACUCAUCACCACGGUAUCGCAGCCUCUACAACGGGAGCCGGGCCGAAAGGCUGCCAUGCAGGUCAAUUCAGCUUUGGCCCUUCUCUGUGGCUUCGCCGUUGCAAACAACGAGACGCCGUUCGUGGCCGGCAAGCUUAACGUGGUUGCAACAGGCGGUGUGAUUGUUGAACUACUCGGCAAAUAUGUCUGUGCCGCAGACUCUGUCCUUCGUCACAUUGCAGCUCGCGCUAUCGGUCGCCUCUGCAACCUCGCAGGCACUCAGUUUACAAAUAAAGAGGUCAAGGUUCUUAUUGACACCAUAGUCGCCAAUCGAGAUCCCAACGCUCGUGCCGGGUGUGCACUGGCAUUAGGCUACAUUCACUCGGAAGUUGGUGCCAUGGCGGCUAGUUUACAUAUCAAGUCCAUCGUCGGCGUCCUGCUCUCCCUCUGCAGCGAUGGACACACGACGGUUCACUUCUGGGCGCUGAAGGGGCUGGUCCAGGUUGCCGAAUCCGCCGGCCUCGCCUUCUCGACCUAUGCCACGAAUACUCUGGGCCUCCUCGCUCAACUGUACAGCAACGAUACGCACAACGAGGAGUCGGCGUCGGUUGCUACUUCUAACCUUGAGCUGGAACUAUUCUCCCCGUUAGCGCUGGGUGAAUGUAUCGAUUCCAUCAUCAAUGUCCUGGGCCCUGACCUGCAGGAUGUGUCGAAGGCGCGCAACCUGAUUCUCAUCUUGAUAGGCUACUUACAGCAGGAGGCGUACGUGCAACUUCGCGCUGAAAGCUUCCAAUGCCUCCGGCAUUUGUCACUGUAUGCCCCGGCUCACAUCCAGUUCUCGAAAUACGUACAAGACCUACAGAUUAAUCUAGCGUCUGAAGAGGGAUUGCUCCAAUUAACAGCGGUUCAAGGGUUGGGGGAACUGAUGAAACGAAAUUCCGCCGAAGUGGCAAGGGUGGCAACUUCCAAGCUCAGCGAUGAUUUGUGGACCCGACUGGACGACUCAACCAACGACGUCGCCGUCCAGGCCAUGUUACAGAACUGGAUGCAACAGACCAUUCUCACCAAUCCGGCAGAGUGGAUCGAAAAGUGCCAGACGAUCCUGUCCAGGACGAGGGCGAAGACGGAAGCACCCUCCAAAACCGCGACGGUGACUGCAAAGACAGCUAUGCCGGAUCUCGCUGACGACGAGGUAGCUGGAUUCGCGGCAGCCGUUCAAGGUGAAAGUAGUGACCCUGCGCCAGAAGGACAAGAGUUCCUCCGCUGGCAAACUCGAGAUUUCGCCAUGCAAUUGCUGAGCGAAUCCAUGAACAUUAUCCAGGCUGCCAUGUUGUCGGAAGAAGUCAUCCACGCGGAAGAAGUGCUGCAAAGCAAGGUCGCCGAGGUCAUUCGCGUGGCUUUUUCAGCUUCGACAGCAAAUGUCGUGCAACUUCGGAUCUGGGGUCUUCGGAUCAUCGACCAGAUUUUGAAACUUUUUGGCAAGACCCCGGAUCCGGAUUUCCUUGAAGCGUCCCUACUCGAACAAUAUCAAGCGCAAAUCAGUUCGGCGCUGACGCCCGCAUUUGCGGCGGACUCGUCCCCCGAGCUAGCGGCGGAAGCCAUCGGGGUGUGCGCGACCUUUGUGGCGACGGGAAUCGUGACCAAUGCAGAUCGCAUGGGACGAAUAUUCAAAGUUCUCUCGAUGGGGGUGGAGAACCUCACACAACCCACUCCGGAGCCAUCGAUUGGCGAUCUCAAAGACCUGAGCCCCAACGCCCAGGCGAUGUUGAAGAUGAGCAUCUUGUCAGGCUGGGCGAAUCUUCAGCUGGCUAGUGGUGAGCAGCCAUACCUGGAUGAGAUCUUGCAGCCCUUCAUUCCGAAAUUAGCGCCGCUCUGGCUCACUUCGCUUCAAGAGUUUGCCGGGUUGAGAUUUGAACCCGAAAUCUCAGACACUCUGGGAGGUGAGGUCGCCGGUGGCAAUCUCGACGAACGAUACGCCUCGUUCAACCGGGAGGUCAGGCUGAAGUUCUAUGAACAGAAUUGGCUGAGCAUAGUGGAUGCGAUUGCUGUUUUGGUGGAAAGAGACAGCGAGUCGGUGUUUAGUGCGCUGGACAAUAAACGCAUCUCAUCCCUUGACGGCCAGACAGAUACCUCCGCUCCCUCGGGUCGAGACAUGAGCUUCAGAGAGGAACCGGUGGCGUUCUUUUUCAUUCUGUUUGGCCUCGCCUUCGAAGCAUUGGUGACUCAAGCACGAGAAGAUCCUUCACAGGUCUUGUCCAUCCUGCAGGCGCUGCGGAAGAUCCUAACCCCGGCCGUCAGUGGACACGCGAUCUACGAGGAGGCUGUCUUCAACGAAACCACCGACACGCUCGAUCGACUGGCGAUGACGAGCACCCGAGAAACACAGAGUGUGCUGGUGGAGAUUGCACGAAACCUUUCGCUCGACCACUUGACGGCCAAGAGUCAAAACCGUGACGACAAGCUCUCGGACGAUAUUGAGCAAUUAUUCGAACUGACUCGGAUCAUCAUCUUGGUGCUGACAGGUCUGAUCCCUACUCUCGAAGAUCCUCCGGGGCAAGCCAGCCGUCGCCUGGGAGAAGAAGGGAUGGCCUUGGUGGAACUGUCCUUCAAGGCACUCGUGGACGCGGCGGAGGUAUUCCCAGCCAUCAUUCGAGCCGACUUGCACGCUUGCAUCAUCCACAGCUACUGCACCAUGCUCGCCACGGGGAUCUGCCAAGACGAGGUACUCCCUCGCAUCAUGCCCAUCUUCAAAUCGUUCCUCCAAGAUGUCGGCCACGCGAAUCCUGGAGAAGCCGGUUCUCGACUGAUUCGCGGCUGUUUGCACCGGAUGCUCGCGACUCUGACUGUUGCCCAGCGCCGCGAGAACGACUCUGCCAUUACUUGCGCCAAGAACACGCUGCUGUCCAUGACGAUCCUCAUCACGACCGCAAGUGAGCUCAUCCCGGCGAAUGAUAAUCUUGUGCGACAAUUUCUAUCUGAGCUAUUGGAUUGCCUACAAGAUGUUGGACUCGCCAAGAUCGCUGCAGGCUGCAUUCGAUCACUCCUUCUCGCCAAACCCAAGAGCCCCUGUGAAGAGCUCAUCGCACGGACAUUGUGGAUGCAGUUGAUCCCCUUCAUCGCCGAUGAAGAGCGAGAUGAUCCAGAGAAUGUGAAACCGGCGCUCACGCAGUCACUGGUUGCGUCCGUGACCACGAUCCAAACGAGGGGCCGUUUUGCCGCCACCUCGAUCCUGGUGCCCGUCCUGCUCCUCCGCGCAACUCAUCGCUCGUCACCACCAGGGGCUGCCGCCGGCAAUGACAACAAUCGCAGUGUCGAAAACUCGCGCAAAGAGAGUGCAACGCGACUCUUGGAGCUUGUGGCUGCUGACCAGCUCGCGUUCAAGGUCACGGUAGGCUUGCUCAAUGAAGAGCAACGCGUGGAUUUGGAAAGUCUGCUUCGUGCGGCGGGAGUUGGGAAGCGCCAAAAGGCGGAGGACAAUGCCGAGGGCGCGGAUGCGGACGCUCGUCCGGCUAUUCAGCUUCGGAUGGAUUUUGAUUGA
Messenger RNA from Exophiala bonariae, 6126 nucleotides. RefSeq lists its product as uncharacterized. The coding region runs from base 1 to 6126 and encodes 2041 amino acids. The record is from RefSeq and is a predicted model, not a curated record. The transcript has a single exon. Gene Ontology annotation, cellular component: membrane; endocytic vesicle; Golgi apparatus. Gene Ontology annotation, biological process: intracellular protein localization; retrograde transport, endosome to Golgi; endocytosis. NCBI's taxonomy places the organism in Eukaryota, Fungi, Ascomycota, Eurotiomycetes, Chaetothyriales, Herpotrichiellaceae.